GAACUAUUUCCUCUCUCUCAGACAAGGAAAGCUGAAAGGUUUCUGUUGGUGAGGAGUGUUUCAAUUGUUCAGAUGAACUGGGCUUGCGUGAUUUGGUUUUUGUACAGCAGAUUCCCUGAAUCUGCCCCUUCCAUCAACAAAGCUUUUAGAGGAUAAGUUCAUGCAAAUGGUUUCUAGUUUAUUAUCUCUGAAUCUUCCCUGAACAAAGCUUUAGAUGAUUAAUUCAUGAAAGGAAAAAAAGUGUACAAGCUGACGGAGAAAAUCAUGUUGAUAGUAUGAACUGAAUUAUUGUCCUAAAGGCAUUGAAGUAUAGAAGAGAACAUUUCAGAUCAUGUUUUAAACUACUUCUAUUCAAUCUGUGUUGGGUCAUUUGAAUUUGCACAUUUCAGUUAUUGUAGCUCUGUUGGGAGUUGAGGAUAUGGUCAGUCAUUUUGGAAAGCUAUGGGCUCAAAUGUUCUGGCAGGAUGCAAAAGUUCAUGUUUAUCAAGUCAUGAAUAUCAUCUUUGUUUCUAUUUUAUAUUUGCUAGUAAACCUGAAUUCGGAUCUUUUCAUAUUCUAGGAGAUGGAGUUAGGAUCGUCCAAUGAUGAUAUACUGACUGAAAUCUUAUCGCGACUGCCCACUGAAUAUCUACUUCAACUAAAAACCGUCUCUAAAGGGUGGCACCGCCUUAUAUCUGAUCCUUGUUUCAUCCGUAUUCAGUUAGAAAGAUCACAGAAUAUAUCAGGUUUCUUCUUCCAAGAGAGAUUUUAUUGGUGUGAUGAAGAUAUUCCAUCUUUGAGUUACCUAUCUGUUGGAAUGGAGCAAGCUGUUGUGCACAACACUAUCUUGGAUUUCCUCCCAGAGAAGGUAGUACUUAGCUCCUCAUGUAAUGGGCUUAUUUGUUGCCGAAGUUGUUUCCCUGCUGAAGAUCCGGUGAUCUAUGUCUGCAACCCUUCCAUCAAGGAAUGGGUUGAAGUAAAGUGGGCAAAUACUGAUAAAAAAGACAGCCUUGCAUUAGUCUUCAAUCCUCUUAGUCAUCCAGUUGAUAUACGCAGAGAUUUCAAAGUUGUUAAGAUCCAUCAAACAGAAACGGAAGAAGAUUCAUACUUGUCAUUUGAAAUCUAUUCUUCUGAGACUGGAGCAUGGAAAAGCUUGGAGGAGGCAUUUGAAUGCUAUUAUAAUUUGUUCAAGAACCAUGGAAUUUUCGCGUCUGGUUUCUUGCAUUGGCUGACUGAUGGGGAUCACAUCCUUGUCAUCGACGCAGAAAAGGAGCAGGUGAAACUGAUCAGACUACCAUCUCCCACAAUGCCAGGUAAAGAAAUACCUGAAAUGUGCAUUGGGGAAUCCGGAGGAUAUCUACAUUUCAUCCGGAUCUCCAUGGCUGGGCUUCAAAUCUGGACCCUUGAAAAUUAUGCUGAGCCUGAAUGGGUGCUUAAAUGCUCCAUAAAACUAGAUGAUCUGGAGAAAGAAAAUCCAAAAUUCCUUUACAAGGUCUCACUGAAACUGGUUCGUCGGUUGACAAUAGAUGAGUUAUCAUGGGUGGAUCUUUUGGCAUUCCAAGGUGAUCUCUUGUUUAUGAGGGUAUCUUCCAAGGUCUACCUGUAUCACAUUAAGACAAGGAAGAUGAAGGAGCUCUGCACCCUAACACAAUUGUGCCACAACUCACUUGUGCUCCCCACGGUGCUUCCAUAUAGCAUGAGCCUGGUUCCAUUGGGACAACUCGCUUGUGCUCCCUAUUGUGCUUCCAUAUAGCAUAAGCGUGCUUUCAUUGGGAUAUCAUUAAGAAGUCCCUGAAGCUUUUAUUUUGAAGAGUAUACUAUAGGUUUUAUGAGCAGGAGAGGAGAAGGAAAGGAAAAACGCUGCAUCUACUUCUCGUUUUCAAGUUUUCGUCAAGUUAGAGAGUGGCUGUUUUUUUUGGGGGUUUGAAGGUUUUCACAGUGGCUGGUUUGGUUUUUCGGGUUAUUAGUGUCACUAGGGUCUGGAUGAAUACUUGCUCUUGUUGUCCACACAGAAUAUAUUCUGAAUACAUGUUCAGAGCCACUUAGGUAGGGAAAAAGCACAGAACAAAAAUGUUGGGAAUUAAUACUGGUCAAAGUUUUAUUCAGAAAUACUUUUUUGACUUUUUGAGAUGGAACCAGGGCCUCUUUUUACACACAUUGGAUGGGAUACUUUUGAAUUGUGAAUAUGUGCUUUUUCUAAGAGAAGAUUUGUUUAGAAAGUCCUGAAUCUGA
Messenger RNA from Macadamia integrifolia, 2211 nucleotides. Its product is annotated as F-box protein At5g49610-like. Gene Ontology annotation, molecular function: protein binding. The record is from RefSeq and is a predicted model, not a curated record. Lineage: Eukaryota; Viridiplantae; Streptophyta; Magnoliopsida; Proteales; Proteaceae. Bases 563 to 1732 code for a protein of 389 amino acids. The transcript is spliced from 2 exons.